This is a messenger RNA of Lycium ferocissimum, 813 nucleotides long. RefSeq names its product histone acetyltransferase GCN5-like. Gene Ontology annotation, biological process: positive regulation of transcription by RNA polymerase II; chromatin remodeling. NCBI's taxonomy places the organism in Eukaryota, Viridiplantae, Streptophyta, Magnoliopsida, Solanales, Solanaceae. Gene Ontology annotation, cellular component: histone acetyltransferase complex. The record is from RefSeq and is a predicted model, not a curated record. The transcript has 6 exons. Bases 154 to 471 code for a protein of 105 amino acids. Gene Ontology annotation, molecular function: protein binding; histone H3 acetyltransferase activity.
UUUCAGAAGAAAGAAGCUGGCAUUCCCAAAAAGCCCAUCAAGGUUGAGGAUAUCCGUGGCUUGAGGGAUGCUGGAUGGACUCCUGAUCAAUAUGGUCAUUCUCGGUUCAAAACAGUGAACUCCUUGUCAGAUCAGAAGUCCUUGACUGCAUUCAUGCGCUCACUCCUGAAAAUAAUGCAUGACCAUCCUGAUUCUUGGCCGUUCAAAGAACCUGUUGAUGCACGGGAUGUUCCCGAUUAUUAUGACAUCAUCAAAGAUCCAAUAGAUUUAAAAACAAUGUCGAAGCGGGUUGAGUCGGAGUUAUAUUAUGUGACAUUUGAUAUGUUUGUGGCGGAUGUGAGAAGGAUGUUUGCUAAUGCUCGCACCUACAACUCUCCCGAGACCAUUUACUACAAAUGUGCAACCAGGCUUGAAUCACAUUUCUCAAACAAAGUCCAAGCUGGUCUGCAAUCUAGCAUCAAGAUUCAGUAGGAAGUUCGUUAAUUAGCUAUUUAGGUUGAUUCUGGUUGAAGUGACUGCACUUGAAUCUCGUCAUAACUGAUGCCUUCUCGUAUCAUUAUAGACCCCGGGGUGGGGUGAGGAUAUUUGUAUAAUUUGUACACUAAGUAGAUGUAUAAUAGUUAUUUUAUUUGUGAGUUUGCACUAGUUGUGUCCCAGUGGCUGGUGGUACUCCAGUAAUCUUAUACUAACGCCAAGGUGGUAGUACAUGUUUUUUUUGUUAGUAAAAGCUGUCACUGACAGGCAUACUUGUAUUAGUGUUAAUGGGCCUGUUAAAUUGUGAAAGCAAUUAGGGAUAUGUGACUUGUUUGGUUA